AUGGUCCUCCGCGAGAUGGUCGAGGGCCAGUCCGGCCUCCCCGUGCCCAACAGCACGCUCUCAUACUGGCACAAGGACCCCUCCAAGAAGCUUCUGGGCUACCGCUCUACCCCGGAUUUGCCCAAGGAGGUAGACACUAUCAUCAUCGGCACGGGCAUGACAGGGUCCUUCGCAGCACGCUUCCUCAAGGAGCCCUCCUCACCAGCAAAGGACGACUCGCUGCUGGUGCUCGAGGCGCGCGAGGCCUGCUGGGGCGCGACGGGCCGCAACGGCGGCCACUGCCAGCCCUUCCUGUACGGCGCGAGCGAGGAGGUGGCGCGCUUCGAGCUCGAGACGUACUCGUUCCUGGCCGGGCUCGUCGCCGCCGAGGGCGUCCCGUGCGACUGGCGGCCCGUCAACGGCGUGCACGCCAUGCUGAGCCGGGACGUCUUCGACGCCGCCGCCAGGGCCAUCCCCGCGCUGCGCAGGAGGGUCCCCGACUUCGCCGACAAGGUCGCCGUCGUGUCGGCCGACGGGGGGCUCGUGGACGGGCCCGAGGACGAGGAGUGGGCGCGCGGCCUGACGCUCGGGAAGCUCAGGCUCGACCGCCCCGGCGUCGUCGGCGCCAUCGUGCAGAAGCACGCCGCGUCCAUGUGGCCGUACAAGCUCGUGUGCCACGUGCUGGAGAGGCUGGUCGCCGAGCACGGGCCGGACACGUUCAACCUGCAGACCAACACUGCCGUGACGGGCGUGUCCAGGGACGCGCAGUCGCGCAGGUGGGUUGUCACUACGCCCCGGGGCAGGGUCUCUGCAGCAAAGGUCCUGCUCGCCACAAACGGGUACACCUCCCGGCUGCUCCCGGCCUUCUCGGACCUCAUUGUCCCUGUCAGGGGCCAGAUCGGCGCGCUGCUGCCUCCCGAGCCGCGGGUGGCGCUGGACUACUCAUACGUCUUCUUCGGGAAACUGGAGGGCGAGGAUGGCCAAGACACCACAAGGGACGAGUACCUGGUCCAGCGGCCGCUGCCGAACGGGGAGCUGAUCCUCGGGGGAGGCCGGCAUCUCGCCAAGGGGAUGGCUGUUGGGGAAUGGAGAGACGACACCGUCGAGCCCAAAGUGGCCACAUGGCUGCGUACCGAACUCGAGCCUGUCCUCAACCUUGACCGGAAGGGCGAUGAAGCCCCCGAGAAGGGCUUGGAAGCGUCGAUGGAAUGGACAGGGAUUAUGGCGUAUAGCCGUGAUCAGGCGCCGUGGAUCGGUGCCGUCCCAGAGGCUCUGGGUGGUGGCGAGGGUUUGUACAUCGCGUCUGGAUUCACAGGACAUGGCAUGCCGCGGUGUGCAUUGGCCGGCAGAGGUGUGGCAAGAAUAAUGCUAGGGGAUGAGAAGGGUCAUGGUCUUCCUCAGACAUUUGUUGCGAGCGAAGAAAGGGCAGCAAAUGCAAGGGAGACAUGGGGUCCUGUUGGGACUGUUGACGAGAUGGAUACUUUGAUUGCGGAUCUGAAGCCUCUCAUCGAGUAA
Molecule: messenger RNA, 1494 nt
Organism: Diaporthe amygdali
Lineage: Eukaryota; Fungi; Ascomycota; Sordariomycetes; Diaporthales; Diaporthaceae
Exons: 1
Coding region: 1-1494 (497 amino acids)
Cellular component (GO): cytoplasm
Molecular function (GO): oxidoreductase activity
Source: RefSeq, a predicted model, not a curated record